Messenger RNA from Saccharomyces mikatae IFO 1815, 1659 nucleotides. RefSeq names its product Fet4p (gene FET4). The record is from RefSeq and is a predicted model, not a curated record. Lineage: Eukaryota; Fungi; Ascomycota; Saccharomycetes; Saccharomycetales; Saccharomycetaceae. The transcript has a single exon. Gene Ontology annotation, biological process: transmembrane transport. The coding region runs from base 1 to 1659 and encodes 552 amino acids.
AUGGGAAAAGUUUCGGAGUUUUUCGGCAAUCCAGGUGCUAGGCCUGAUGUUCACCAUAGAGCGCCUACCGUUAAUCAUAAACAAUAUGAAGAUUUUGGCGAUUCCAAAGAUUACAAGAACGAUGAUAUCGUCAGAGUUAUUAGCAAUAGCGAUGAAAGUACUGAUGACGAAUUAUGUAAUGUGGAUCUAACUGAAACUGGUGCAAUCUUUACUAGUAAAGGUUUCACUGGGUUAAGUAAAGGUUUCACAGAUAAAUCCUUAGACUUUUUAGUGCGGGUGGCUGGUUCACAAAUUGUUUUUUUCAUCGUUUGGAUCAUCCUUAUAAUUUGGAUAGUUAUCGGUAUUGUUUACAAUGCACCUUUUAAUUGGCAAGUGGUUAUGCAGGACGGUCAAUCGAUUCAAAGUUAUGUUUGGGACACGCUAUUAAUGAGACAACAACUGAUGAGCACACAUGAGCAAAUUUUGAUCUGUGGUAGAUUGAAGUCGAGAUUGAUUUCCUUCAAGAACUAUUUAACAAGAAGGUCUCCACAGGAAGAGAAAGCAGAAUGUACAGUUGAAGCUAAUGAAGUGGGUUCCAUUGAAAAGCAUAUAGACUUAUCGGAAAUUAAUGGAGAAUUGCCCGUGGAGAAUUGGUAUGAUCGUUUAUCGAAUAUAGCAAGCAAAUAUAUGGGUUCGAUCUCAGCGAUGGUGAUAUUUUGGAUAGGUAUUUUUGUUUGGAUAGGCUGCGGUGCAAUUCCAAAAGAUGCAGGCAACUCGCCACCUUACACUGGAGAGACUUCUGGUAGUAAUCCAAGAUUAAAAAAAUUUAGUGAUAACUGGCAAAUGUAUAUUAACACUGCUGUCGCAGUUUCCCUGUUGAUUUGUACCACAUUCUUACAAAACAUUAGAGCCAGACAUGAUUAUUUCACUGGAAAAUUUUUAGUCGGUAUCUUUGAAAUGGACGAAAAAAUCGACUAUCGUAUAAGAAAGCAUUUCAAUGAUUUUGAAACGCCGCAUCCAGUUGUUACGAUUGAAUCUGAAAAAAGAUCAACCGGGAGAAAGAUGAUUGAUUGGUAUGCCGACAUUAUUGGUACUGGGGUGGGUGUGAUAAUUGGCGUUGCAGUGUUCGCUACUUGGAUUGGUAUUGGUACGCCAUUGAAAUGGAACGAUAACUGGUGGUUGAUUAUCGGUACAUACACAGGUUUAGUUGGGUUUCUAGACGGUUUCGUUCUAAGAGAAGUGUAUUUCAGAAUUGUUCAGCACGAGGAGAAGAACUACUCUGAUGUGGCUAGAGAAGACCUUGAAUUGUUUCAAGAACUGGGUAUUGAAUGUCCCGAAGAGUUUUCCGGAAAACCACCUCAAAUUAACACUAUUGGUUACAGAACAUCUCAGUAUAUAAAUAAGAUCUGCUCAACCCCAUGGAGUGUUCUAGUAUCUGUUCUGAUCAUCAUUGGUUUGAUUUGUGUUGCUUCCGGUCUUCGUUGGAGUACAACAGGUCAAUUGAUCGCUAACACGCCAACUAUGAUUAUCGAAGAAUUCUUCUUACUUGUUUUGUUGCAAGCACAUAAUUGGGCAGAUCGUCAAAGAAGAGUGGAAGUUACGGCUUUGUACGCACGUAGGCGCAUUCUUUUAUCAUAUGUGGAAACUCGUUUCCCCGAUGUUAUGAUGUUGGAAAAAUAG